This is a messenger RNA of Trichophyton verrucosum HKI 0517, 465 nucleotides long. RefSeq lists its product as uncharacterized. Lineage: Eukaryota; Fungi; Ascomycota; Eurotiomycetes; Onygenales; Arthrodermataceae. Bases 1 to 465 code for a protein of 154 amino acids. The transcript is spliced from 2 exons. The record is from RefSeq and is a predicted model, not a curated record.
AUGGAGCACCUCCCAGCAGCUCCGAACAGCCUGAGUGUGGACCGCCUUCUGGGAGUCGGCGAGAUGGGGCAGUUUCUGGACCUGUUCCCUGUUGUUGUUGUUGCUGCUGGAGAGUUUGCUGUUGUGACUGCUGCUGCUGCUGUUGUUGCUGUUGUUGCUGCUGUUGCUGCUGUUGUUGCUGCUGCGCCGUGUUGGCUGGGGUCGACGAGUUAUCCAUGGUUGAUUGCGAUGAAGCUCAGCUUCUCAGUUCUUUCCAACUUUGGCGCACCAAACGCCCCGUUAUAUACUGAUAAUAUCCGUGAGACUGUGAAUAAAUAUAAGCUGUUGACAAUAAUAAUAUAUUUGCAGGCGGUUCGGGGCGUCUUCAACCGUCGAGCUGGCUUCUCCGUCUUCACUCUCGUCGCCUUUUCUCUUCAUCGACGUCAAAAUCGCAAACGACGAAAUGUCUUGGCAUCACCUAAUUAG